AUGACGAUAGCAACGACAGCCAAUCCCUUGACGUACCCCACGUCCUCGGCCCCCUUCUCGCGAUCUAUUUUCGCCUCCCCGCCCUCCGAGUACCGCGGCGCGCCAUUCUGGGGCUGGGUGACGGCCCAAAAGCUCGAGCCGACGCUGGCCCAGAUCGACAUGUUUGAGGAAAUGGGCAUGGGCGGCUUCCACAUGCACACGCGUGUGGGGCUCGACAUCCCGUACAUGGGAGACGAGUUUAUGAGUCUUGUCCGCGCCUGUGUCGACAAGGCAAAGGAAAAGGGCAUGCUGGCGUGUCUGUACGAUGAGGACCGCUGGCCGAGUGGGUUCGCUGGCGGCAAAGUCCUGGAGGGUCAUCCCGAGCUCCGUGGACUGCACCUGCUGUGGACGCCGUGGGCGUAUGGCGAGGAGAUUGGGUACACCCCACCCGAGCUGGGCACGCUGCUCGGCCGAUACGCUAUCCGCCUGCAAGAUGGUACCCUCGCGUCGUCGCGCAGACUCCAGGACGGCGAGUCUGUUGCUGCCGGAGAGAGGCUGUGGUAUGCCUAUGCUGAGCCUCUCCCCGACUCUGGUUUCUUUGGCAACCAGACGUAUCCUGACCUUUUACGUGCCGACAUGACCAACCGCUUCAUCGACCUCACGCAUGAAGUGUAUCGUGACAAGGUCGGAGACGAGUUUGGGCACACUGUGCCGUCCAUGUUCACCGAUGAGCCGCAGUACUGCCCUAUCAGUACCUUGGAUACUGGGGACGGAAAGCAGGACGUCUUCUUGCCCUGGACGGCUGGGAUCAUCGAGUCGUUCAAGGGCGCACACGGCACUGACUUGCUCGACAUCUUGCCCGAUAUCAUCUACGACCGUGGCGAUGGCAACGCGCUCGCCCGCUACCAGUUCAUCGACCACGUUGCCGGCUUGUUCGCCGACAACUACAUUGGCGAGCUUGCAAAGUGGUGUUCCAAGAACGGUAUCCUCUCCACGGGCCACAUGAAUGCCGAGCCCCGCCUCGGCUCGCAGACAGCGCAGACUGGCGACGUGAUGCGCACGUACGAGCACAUGGGCAUCCCAGGAAUCGACGUUCUGUGCGACUCGAAGGAAUACAACACUGCCAAACAGGCCAGUUCCGUGGCUCGCCAACAAGGUCGACUUGGUGUCAUGUCCGAACUGUACGGCGUGACAGGUUGGAGAUGGACGUUUGAAGGCCACAAGGGCCAAGGUGACUGGCAAGCGGCGCUUGGCGUGACCUUCCGCGUUCCGCAUCUCUUCUGGUCGACCAUGGCCGGCGAGGCCAAACGCGACUAUCCUGCUUGUAUCGGGUACCAGUCCCCCUGGUGGCGCGAGUACAACACCAUGGAAACCCACUUUGCUCGCGUCAACUCGGCGCUCACACGAGGCAAAGCUGUGACUCGCGUGGCCGUCAUCCACCCUGUGGAGAGCUACUGGCUGGCGAAUGGCCCCAAGGAUGCCAACGCCGACGAAUGCGAGGAGCGCGAAAAGGCGUUCUCAGACUUGACCAACUGGUUGCUGUUUGGCCUUGUGGAUUUCGAUUUCAUCGCCGAGUCCCUGUUCCCGCGCCAGUGCAAGGUGGCAGACAUCGGCAAGACCCUCCCCGUCGGCGACUGCAACUACGAGGUCGUCGUGGUGCCCAACUUGCGGACUAUCCGGUCCACCACCCUUGAAAGGCUUCAGGCAUUCGCAGCUGCAGGCGGUACAGUCAUCUGGGCUGGGAGCACGCCUACUCUCAUCGACGCGCAGCCCCUGCAAAAGCCAGUGUCGCUCCCAGGCAAGACCCUCCGCUGGGCCCGUGGUGCAAUCCUCACCGCUCUGCAGCCUUACCGCGAUCUGGAUAUGAGCAUCAGCGAGACAACGCUGUACCGUACCAAAGGUCACCGCGCCGACUCUCUCAUGUAUCAGCUUCGUGAAGAUGGCGAGGACCGAUUCCUGUUCAUCUGCAACACGGACCGCAAGGAAUCAUGCCCUGUCGACAUCAGCCUGCGCGGCGAAUGGGCUGUCGAGGUGCUGGAUACGUUGACUGGCAAGACCUGGGACAUUGAGUCGACCAGCGCCGCAGGCUCGACCCAGUUCACGUACUGGUUUGACGGCUGCGAGAGCAGCUUGUUCCGCCUCCACCCACCUACUAGGACCAACCCGCAGCCCCAAAUCGUUCUGCGCACCGAGUUCAAGCAAGACAGGGAUGUGACCCUCCUCUCCACUACGCUCUCGGAACCAAACGCGCUUCUGCUGGACCAUGCCGAGUACUGCUGGAAUGGAACAUGGGAACCGACCACAGAGGUGUUGGCCAUUGAUCAGAGUCUUCGAGAGAAACUGGGCUUCUUCAAGAAGGGCGCCAAGAUCCCACAGCCGUACACCAUCACGCAGGAACAACGUGCUCCCGUCGGCGAGCUCAGGCUCAAGUUCUCGUUCGCUUCUGAAGCGGCCGUCGUCGGUGCCAAGCUUGCCAUCGAGGUCCCGCAUCAAGUCGACAUUUCGGUGGACGGCUCGCCCGUUCCGUCCUCUCCGGACGGAUGGUGGGUUGACAGGGAUAUCCGCACGAUCCCACUCCCGGACCUGGCUGUCGGCGAACACGUCCUUGAGCUCGUGUACCAGUAUGGCCCGCUCACGGCCCUUGAACGCGUCUAUGUUCUCGGCGACUUUGGCGUCGACGUCCGCGGUCGUACGUCGACCAUUGUCCCCGCCAAACCAUUGGCGUGGGGCGACAUCACUCGCCAGGGACUGCCAUUCUACACCGGCAACACGACAUACCACUGCAGCCUCGAGUCGGACGGCAGCACCCCUCUUGCGCUACGCGUGGCGCACUUUGCCUCCCCCUUGCUCGCCAUUGAUCUGGACGGCAAGCGCCACGCCUUGAUCAUGACGGAACCGCGCUCGUGUCUCCUCGGCGUCCUUGCCCCCGGCACCCAUCGCCUGGACAUUACAGCGUUUGGUGACCGCCACAACGCGUUUGGCCCCAUCCAUCUCGUGCCCGGAAAGACCAACUGGAUCGGCGCCGACGCAUGGCGCUCGGAUCUGGACUGGUGGUCAGAGGAGUAUGUCCUGGAGGAAGUGGGUGUGGUCAAUGCCCCCAGGGUUCUGGUCCCCGGACGGGAUGCGCCGAAGCAGACGCGCAGGCCCCUUGCUGCUCAUUAG
Molecule: messenger RNA, 3141 nt
Organism: Apiotrichum porosum
Lineage: Eukaryota; Fungi; Basidiomycota; Tremellomycetes; Trichosporonales; Trichosporonaceae
Exons: 2
Coding region: 1-3141 (1046 amino acids)
Source: RefSeq, a predicted model, not a curated record